Messenger RNA from Aptenodytes forsteri (emperor penguin), 2499 nucleotides. It is a transcript of the gene SMNDC1, whose product is annotated as survival motor neuron domain containing 1. The coding region runs from base 342 to 821 and encodes 159 amino acids. Gene Ontology annotation, cellular component: precatalytic spliceosome; nucleus; cytoplasm. Gene Ontology annotation, biological process: mRNA processing; regulation of alternative mRNA splicing, via spliceosome. The transcript is spliced from 6 exons. Lineage: Eukaryota; Metazoa; Chordata; Aves; Sphenisciformes; Spheniscidae. Gene Ontology annotation, molecular function: RNA binding. The record is from RefSeq and is a predicted model, not a curated record.
UUCAGCAAGUUGAGGCUGCCCUAUCUGGGAAUGCAGAAAACGAAGAUUUACUAAAACUGAAGAAAGACUUACAGCAAAACCCAUAUGGGAUGAUAUUUCCGAUACCAACACGACCUCGGCUUUGAUAUGCAGAGAUCAUUGAUGUGAAAGGACAACUUGCAAACUUUUUUAUAAAAGCUUUCUGCACAGAAUGGGGAAGAUCUUUACACUUUCGUCCCCAAAAGGAAGUCAUAGAAUUAACCAAAGAUCUCCUUUCAACACAACCUUCAGAAACUCUUGCAAGUUCUGACAGUUCUGCUUCUGCUCUGCCUAGUCACUCCUGGAAGGUUGGGGAUAGGUGUAUGGCGAUAUGGAGUGAGGAUGGACAGUGUUAUGAAGCUGAGAUUGAAGAAAUAGAUGAGGAGAAUGGAACAGCUGCGGUCACAUUUGCUGGAUAUGGCAAUGCUGAAGUUACACCUCUGUUCAACCUCAAGCCUGUGGAAGAGGGGAGAAAAGCAAAAGAGGACAGUGGCAACAAACCCAUGUCCAAAAAAGAGAUGAUAGCCCAGCAACGAGAGUAUAAAAAGAAGAAAGCUUUGAAAAAAGCUCAGAGAAUUAAAGAACUUGAACAGGAACGAGAGGACCAGAAAGUCAAGUGGCAACAGUUUAACAACAGAGCCUAUUCUAAAAACAAAAAAGGCCAGGUAAAGAGGAGUAUUUUUGCUUCCCCUGAGAGUGUAACUGGCAAGGUUGGAGUUGGAACGUGUGGAAUUGCAGACAAACCUAUGACACAGUAUCAAGAUACCUCUAAAUAUAAUGUCAGGCAUCUGAUGCCUCAGUAACAGGGGAAAAAGGUGGAACUUCAUCUCUGCAGGGCUUUACACUUAUCUUUUUAUCAUUAUAUUUUUCUAAAAGUAAAUUAUUUGUUGGCACAUAGCGAGUAGUCCAUUUUGUCACCAUCACUUUGGCUUCAGCUGAUACGAGCCUUAAAUCUCCAGCUAUUGAUUUGACCUCCCUAAUCAUUAAAACUUUUUGUAGUUGCAUUAAAAUACAUUCUGCAGGUAAAUGCUUUCAUGAACUGCUGUUACCUGUUACUCUGAAAGCAGUAGUUAUCUGCAGCUUUGAUCUCUGGAAUCUUCCAUUCAUACUAGUAGUGAAGUUUUUUUUUUUCCUUAAGAAAAGUGGUGGUAUAAAAAUGGCACCUUAACAGCCUCCCUCGUUUCUGUAGUCACAGUGCUGCCUGUGCUGCCUGUGCUGUCUCAGCGACAAGCUCAGCAUUACAGAGCCGGCUCGCUGCAGCUCUGCGAGAGGGAGCUGGACUCCAUCAUAGCUUAUACGUCACAUGGAAUUGCUGAGGAAGUUCUAAGUUACUCCCUUACAAAUCCACUGAAGAUCAAUUUGUACAGCUGUAAAUGAGGGCAGAACAGGGCCGAUAGGAUCUUUAUUACUAAUGACAAUUCAUGUGCUAGAAACAAUAAAUCUGACUUCAAUUCCAGUCUGAAUUUCCUGUGCUAGAAGUUAAGCAAAGGAGAUUCUUUUUUUUUAAACACUCAUCGAAUUUUAAUAAAAGGCUAUUGAAAGGUUGUUGAAAUGUAACCAGAAAACCAUAGGACAAGGUAUUUAACCUCCAAUUUCAAAGUAGAGAACUGUACAUAAAAACACCCACCCCAGCCCUCCCCAAGGAUGAGAGAGUUGGAGAACAUAAGUGGUUGUGCUUUGGAAAGGAGCCAUCAUCUCCCCCCUUGCAGAUCUUGCAGGUUUGAUGGUACGCUCACAGACCUGGAAUACACCGUAACAGCUUGCGUCUGGGCCUCCUCCAUCCAGUCAAGUAGAACUGCAGCACAGCAGAUAGGAAUGCCGAGAUCCCACUUAGUUAGUUGUGAGUGAGUAAAGGUUAGUCUCAAGUUUCUGUCCUUAAAUAAUUGACUGGCCCUAGUGUUCAUUGUAAGUUCAGCUCUAUUACAGUGCUGCUGAGCCCCUUCGAUUUUAUUCAGGAAACCACGUGUAAAAGCUCUUGCUUUCUUGUAUUUUAUGUGAUUUGCUUUCCUCUGUUACUUGUCUCUCACUUACGGUAGUGGUGCCAUCUCUGGAUCCCUAAUGUGUUUAAAGAAGUUAAUGGGUAGCCCUGUAUACAAUGUAGAUAUUAUUUUUGUAAAAUCUAGGGCUGAGUUAAUGGACAAGAGUACAUCAGGUGUUUCCCCAUUAAAUAAUUAAAGGGUGUUUCUUGUCCAUUAACCCUGACCAUUAUUUCCCUGUAUAUUAUGUUAAUGUAGCUCAUUUUGUAAUUUGUUAACUAGAUCAGGUCACGUCAGCAAUUGUUGAUGCACUGAUUGGUGGAAAUGUCCAUCAGUUACCUGAGUCACAACUCAAGCUAAACUCUACAACUAGUAGUUUAGAAUCCAUACAUAGAAAAAGGUUCUCCCUAUAAUGGGAGAAGGUGAUUUUUAUGAAUACGAAGUGUGUUAAUUUCAGUUUUGUAUGUUUAACUUUUAUUAAAUAAAGUGUUUAAAAUCUGCUGGA